Messenger RNA from Daktulosphaira vitifoliae (grape phylloxera), 2200 nucleotides. RefSeq lists its product as uncharacterized. The record is from RefSeq and is a predicted model, not a curated record. Lineage: Eukaryota; Metazoa; Arthropoda; Insecta; Hemiptera; Phylloxeridae. Bases 70 to 2139 code for a protein of 689 amino acids. The transcript has 27 exons.
UUUAAAUUUGAUUCGAACACAAGUGAAACAUUUUUACCUGCCCUAUCACCAACGAAUGACAAGCAAGAUAUGGCAGAAAAUUCUUCUAAAAAUUUUAUACAAUACACCAAUGUAGGAGAUUUGAUGGAAAAUGUACAACAAGAAAAUAUCACAAAGUAUUAUUCUAAAAAUUUGAUACAACACACAAAUGAAGAAGAUUUGAUGGAAAAUGUACAACAAGAUUGUAAGGUUUUGAUACGUCACUAUUAUAUCGCAGAAAGUUCUCCUAAAAAUUUGAUACAACACACCAAUGAAGAAGAUUUGAUGGAAAAUGUACAACAAGAAUAUAUUGCACAAAGUCCUUCUAUAAAUUUAAUAAGAAAUAACAAUGAUAUAGAUGAGUUUGAAGAGAUGCUGCAAGAAUAUAUCACAAAGUAUUAUUCUAAAAAUUUGAUACAACACACAAAUGAAGAAGAUUUGAUGGAAAAUGUACAACAAGAUUAUAUCGCAGAAAGUUCUCCUAAAAAUUUGAUACAACACACCAAUGAAGAAGAUUUGAUGGAAAAUGUACAACAAGAAUAUAUUGCACAAAUUCCUUCUAUAAAUUUAAUAAGAAAUAACAAUGAUAUAGAUGAGUUUGAAGAGAUGCUGCAAGAAUAUAUCACAAAGUAUUAUUCUAAAAAUUUGAUACAACACACAAAUGAAGAAGAUUUGAUGGAAAAUGUACAACAAGAUUGUAAGGUUUUGAUACGUCACUAUUAUAUCGCAGAAAGUUCUCCUAAAAAUUUGAUACAACACACCAAUGAAGAAGAUUUGAUGGAAAAUGUACAACAAGAAUAUAUCGCAAAAAAUACUUCUACAAAUUUGAUACAACACACAAAUGAAGAAGAUUUGAUAGAAAAUGUACAACAAGAAUUUACUGUACAAUAUAAUUCUAAAAAUAUGGUAGAAUUUAACAAUGAUAUAGAUAUGCUUCAAAAGAUAAUGCAAGAAUAUAUCACAGAAAGUUCUCCUAAAAAUUUGAUACAACAGACCAAUGAAGAUGAUUUGAUGGAAAAUGUACAACAAGAAUAUAUUGCAGAAAAUUCUCCUAAAAAUUUGAUACAACACACCAAUGAAGAAGAUUUGAUAGAAAAUGUACAACAAGAAUUUACUGUACAAUAUAAUUCUAAAAAUAUGGUAGAAUUUAACAAUGAUAUAGAUAUGCUUCAAAAGAUAAUGCAAGAAUAUAUCACAGAAAGUUCUCCUAAAAAUUUGAUACAACAGACCAAUGAAGAUGAUUUGAUGGAAAAUGUACAACAAGAAUAUAUUGCAGAAAAUUCUCCUAAAAAUUUGAUACAACACACCAAUGAAGAAGAUUUGAUAGAAAAUGUACAACAAGAAUAUAUCGCAAAAAAUACUUCUAAAAAUUUGAUACAACACACAAAUGAAGAAGAUUUGAUGGAAAAUGUACAACAAGAUUAUAUCACAGAAAAUUCUUCUAAAAAUUUGAUACAACCCUCCAAUGAAGAAGAUUUAAUGGAAAAUGUACAACAAGAAUAUAUCGCACAAAAUUCUUCUAAAAAUUUGGUACAACACAACAAUGAAGAAGAUUUGAUGGAAAAUGUACAACAAGAAUAUAUCGCACAAAAUCCUUCUAUAAAUUUGGUACAAAAUAACAACGAUAUAGAUGAGCUUGAAGAGAUGCUCCAAGAAUAUAUCACAAAGUAUUAUUCUAAAAAUUUGAUACAACACACCAAUGAAGAAGAUUUGUUGGAAAAUGUACAACAAGAAAAUACUGUACAAAAUAAUUCUAUAAAUAUGUUAGAAUUUAACAAUGAUAUAGAUAUGCUUCAAAAGAUAAUGCAAGAAUAUAUCACAGAAAGUUCUCCUAAAAAUUUGAUACAACAGACCAAUGAAGAUGAUUUGAUGGAAAAUGUACAACAAGAAUAUAUUGCAGAAAAUUCUCCUAAAAAUUUGAUACAACUUACCAAUGAAGAAGAUUUGAUGGAAAAUGUACAACAAGAAUAUAUCGCACAAAAUUCCUCUAAAAAUUUGAUACAACCCACCAAUGAAGAAGAUUUGAUGGAAAAUGUACAACAAGAAUAUAUUGCACAAAAUUCUUCUAAGAAUUUGGUACGAAAUAACAUUGAUAUAGAUGAGCUUGAAGAAUUGCUAUAAGAAUGUAAAAUUGUAUUAUCUACUACUGAAUAUUUAUUGUUAGUUAAAUAAAUUUUUAGUG